AUGCAGAGAGCUACUUCUCAGGUCACUGUUUCGAAGAGUACCCCUCAAUCUGAGGAAAACAGCCGUGCACAAACGCCUGUGGGUACUUCCAACCCGUUCGCUACACCUCCAUACUCAAGACCUGCCUCGACAAUCGGAGCUCGAUCUGGUUUCCAGUACGCCGAAGUUCCUGGGACAGGAUAUUUUCGAUCUCGUCGCGUUCGCAAAGCAGAUGCCGUACCUCUCCCUAUCAACAAGAAGUCAAAGAAGGAGGCACUUUUAUGGGUUUUUCCCCUCUGCGGCUUGGUUCUAGGAUUAGGUCUAACUGGCCUCAUUAUCUACUUGAAAAUAGCUAGUAUUACACGACACAAGUACUGUCCAGUUCUGUCAGAAGACUUUUCUUCUGGUACUUUGGAUCCUAACAUUUGGACAAAAGAAGUUCAAGUGGGUGGUUUUGGAAAUGGUCAAUUUGAGCAGACCACGACAGAUGCCGAAAACCUAUUCAUUCAAGAUGGCCAGCUGUACAUUAAGCCUACAAUUCAGGAUGCAUCGUUGAUUACCACCAACAGUAUCAUUAACCUCACGGCCGAUGGAACUUGCACAACCAUGUCCAAUGUCUUUCUCAAUUGUGUCACUUCUACCAACACAACCAACGGGACUAUCGUGCAACCAGCCAAGUCUGCUCGCAUCAAUACCAAGCUUGGUGCUACCAUUAAGUACGGGAGAGUGGAGGUUAAAGCCAAACUCCCUAAAGGAGAUUGGCUCUGGCCAGCCAUUUGGAUGCUGCCGGUCGAGGAUACCUACGGAGCCUGGCCACAGAGUGGUGAAAUCGAUAUUAUGGAAUCUCGUGGCAACAACUACACCUACAGCCUCGGUGGCAACAAUUUCGUAUUCAGCUCUUUACAUUGGGGUCCUGAUGAAGCGAGCGAUGCAUACAAAAAAACCACUAACGUGAGAGCUGCCUUGCAUUCCGAGUUCGGUGACGAUUUUCACCUUUACGGCCUGGAGUGGACCGAGAAGUACGUUUUUGCAUACAUUGAUAAUACACUGCGCCAAGUCAUGUAUUGGCCGUUUAAGAAGCCAUUGUGGCAGCAAGGAAAUUUUCCCUUGAGUGAUGCCAAUGGGACAGCGAUUGUGGAUCCAUGGUCACAAACUGGCCGAAAAAAUACCCCUUUCGAUCAAGAAUUUUAUCUUAUCUUGAACGUGGGUGUUGGGGCGCAGAAUGGCUGGUUCCUGGAUGGCGCAGAUGGAAAGCCGUGGGUUGAUGGAAGCCCAUCUGCAAAGCUCGAUUUCUGGAAAGCCCGAAACGAAUGGCUUCCUACGUGGGAGAAGAAUGGACAAAUGAUUGUGGACCAAGUGCAGAUGUGGCAACAGUGUGAUUGA
Sclerotinia sclerotiorum 1980 UF-70 is the source of this 1362-nucleotide messenger RNA. RefSeq lists its product as hypothetical. The coding region runs from base 1 to 1362 and encodes 453 amino acids. The transcript has 2 exons. Gene Ontology annotation, biological process: carbohydrate metabolic process. NCBI's taxonomy places the organism in Eukaryota, Fungi, Ascomycota, Leotiomycetes, Helotiales, Sclerotiniaceae. Gene Ontology annotation, molecular function: hydrolase activity, hydrolyzing O-glycosyl compounds. The record is from RefSeq and is a predicted model, not a curated record.